This is a messenger RNA of Alternaria incomplexa, 657 nucleotides long. RefSeq lists its product as uncharacterized. The coding region runs from base 1 to 657 and encodes 218 amino acids. NCBI's taxonomy places the organism in Eukaryota, Fungi, Ascomycota, Dothideomycetes, Pleosporales, Pleosporaceae. The transcript is spliced from 5 exons. Gene Ontology annotation, molecular function: protein binding. The record is from RefSeq and is a predicted model, not a curated record.
AUGGCGGAAGCUGCGCGCAAGCAGCUGCAUCUUACAUUCAAGAAUCUACUCGCCUCCGGUGAGUUCUCUGAUCUCACUGUGACCUGCGGACCCGACUCGUACAAGGUCCACAAAAAUGUGGUGUGUUCCCGCGCGGAGUUCUUUUCUCGCGCUGUCAAGUUCGGAGGCAAGGAGACCGAGCAAGGCAGUGUCGACCUCCCAGAAGAUGAACCCGCUAUUGUCAAGUUGAUGAUGCAGUACAUCUACGAGGGCGAAUACGAUCCCGCCCUUCCCGACAAUGAGCUGGGCGAUUCCACGAAGGUUCCGGCUCACUUCCCCAUUCCUGUGGGACCCCUGCCUGCACAGUUGAUGGUCCACGCUAAACUCUAUGAAAUCGCCGACAAGUACGAUGUAUUGGGGUUGAAAGAGCUGGUGAUCGAAAAGUUCAAGCGGGCUUGCCACAGCUUCUGGAACGAUCCCUCCUUCGCAGCUGCGGCUCAUCACGUUUUCUCCACCACCCCAGAACAUGACAAAGGUCUGAGGGACAUUGUGUUGAAGACCAUCGCGGAACACAUGGCCGAGCUUGUGAAGAAACCUGAGGUUGAAGCUUUGCUUACCGAGUUCAAUGGACUGGCCUUUGGCUUGCUCAAGAUGAAGACGGAGGCCGGUUGGAAGUGA